Messenger RNA from Miscanthus lutarioriparius, 981 nucleotides. Lineage: Eukaryota; Viridiplantae; Streptophyta; Magnoliopsida; Poales; Poaceae. The record is from the annotation of a GenBank genome assembly.
AUGGUCAGUUCUGCAGUGGCCCAGGAGGCUGUUAACCAAGUCUUAUCAAGAAUCAAGGAGGAUUAUCAGGACAAGUCAGAUGCAAAGGAGAACAUUGAGAGGAUGGAGAUGGCACACAUCAAGAUGGAGGCCGCCCUUGAGACCUCCAACAAGUGGAACGUCACCAGUGCACCACUGCUGUGUUGGCGGAGCAAGCUCAAGCGCGCCUCACAGGAGUGCGACAACACUCUGCGCAGGUGUAGUGUAGGCAGCGCUUGCAAGAAGAGGAAGAAGUACAGCAAGCGUCUCGGUAACGAUGAUGAGCUGAGAGGAUCCACUGCCACCCGGAGAUUCGAACGGUUUGCAGAAGGUGCGAACGAAUUCUUGAGGUACGUGGAGCUUGGUGGUACACCAUGCAGAUACUUGUUUUUUGACCCUCUUAUACGCCAUCUUCUCGCUGGCAAAGGCACAAAGUAUUGCCUUGUUAGCAGGGGUCAACAUCUCUCAUUUCUUCUACAGCCCUUUAGUCCACCAGAGCAUGGGAUGGAGGUUAGCCUAAUAUUCUUACUUGAGGAUGCCAAUGCUCCAGAGAAUAAUUUCCUUCUAGCCCUCAACUUACAGCUCUCCAAGAGUACAAACAUAGUUGGGGUUGUAGUCAGAUGCCUGCACCUGUUCACACCUCACUUAAGGUCAACAGUUGAGACUGUGAAGACAAAGCUCACCCAGGGCGACAUUAUGAUACCAAAGGCAGUAGAUUGUCUCCGUGGGAGUUUGGCAGCUACCUCAUAUCAGAUGCUGUGGAAGUCAAAGCAUGGCAGCGCAUACCUUCAGGUCGAGAAGAUCUCAUGGGGACUAACCAUUAGGAAAGGUAUGGGUGGAAAACGUCCUAAACGACAGCAGGGCAAGAAGAUCUUUAGCAAAGAUGAUCAAAUUGUUCAGCAGGUUCAAUGCCUAAAGGAUUUGAUGUUACUAAGUGUGUGUCAUCCAGGCAUUAAGUUGUAG